CAACAAUUGUCAAUAGAUGCACAUUAAUUAAUCUGCAUUGACAAUGAAGCAGCGAUUUUCUUCCCUAGAUGUGAAGGUCAUUGCUUAUGAGCUCUCGAACAGCCUGGUCACUUUGCGUCUUGCCAAUGUCUAUGACUUGGCCUCGAAAAUAUUCCUGCUGAGGUUUACGAAGCCAGAUGAUAAGAAGCAGAUGAUCAUUGAUUCCGGCUUCCGAUGCCAUCUGACGAGCUUCUCGAGAGCAACCACCGCAUCGCCCUCAGUCUUUGUCACGAAGCUACGAAAAUUUCUCAAAACUCGUCGAGUAACCGCGGUCUCCCAAAUUGGAACAGACAGGAUAAUCGAGUUUCAGUUUAGCGAAGGGCAAUACCGACUAUACUUAGAAUUCUACGCUGGUGGAAACAUCAUCCUCACAGAUAAGGAGUUGAAUAUCUUGACGUUGCUGAGAACGGUGCCUCCGGGGGAGGGACAGGAAGAACAACGUAUAGGGCUUAAAUAUUCGCUAGAGAACAGGCAAAAUUACCUCGGCAUCCCGCCUCUCACCAAAGACAGGCUGCAGGCCGCAUUACGAAAGGCUGCAGAGCAGAGCGAGAAUGCACCUGCUGAGAAGAAGCAGGGUAAGAAUGGCAUUGACUCGCUGAGGAGGGCGCUGGCAGUAUCUAUAACAGAAUUCCCACCGUUACUCGUGGACCAUGCCAUGAAAGUCACAGAUUUCGAUCCUACUCUAAAACCUGCCGAUAUCGCAAAAAACGACACUCUGCUGGACCACCUUUUGCGCUCAUUGGAAGAGGCAGAUCGCGUCGUGAAGGAAAUUACGGGUUCGGAUGUCGCGACUGGAUACAUAAUUGCAAAGAAACAAGAACGGACCGAUAAGGUUGCUUCCAGGGAUGAGGAGACUGAACGACAGGCUCUGCUAUAUGAAGACUUCCACCCUUUCAAGCCGCGGCAGUUUGAAAAUGAUCCAGCCUGUACAUUUGUACCAUUCGAGGGCUUCAACAAUACCGUAGACGAAUUCUUUUCGUCUAUUGAAGGACAGAGGCUAGAAUCGCGCCUCUAUGAACGAGAGGUGACUGCGAAGAAGAAGCUUCAGGCUGCGAAAGACGAUCAACAAAAGCGACUAGGCGGUCUCCAAGAAAUUCAAACUCUAAACGAGCGCAAAGCUGGAGCUAUUGAAACUAACGUGCAGAGAGUCCAGGAAGCAACUGAUGCUGUGAAUGGCCUGAUCGCACAAGGGAUGGACUGGAUAGAAAUAGGCAAGUUGAUCGACAUCGAACAGAAGCGAGGAAAUCCAGUGGCCAGCAUCAUCAAAUUGCCUUUGAAGUUGCAUGAGAACACAGUCACGCUACUCUUGGAUGAGGAAAUCUUUGUUGAAGACUUGAAUGAUGAGGCAUACGAAACUGGUAGCGAUGUCUCUGAUAGUGAGGACGAAGCACCCAUAAAGGAGGCUGUGAAGAAAGUAGUAGACAAGCGUCUAGCUAUUGAUAUCAAUCUUGGUGCCUCCCCGUGGAGCAAUGCUCGAGAAUACUACGGACAGAGGCGUUCGGCUGCAGAGAAGGAGAAGAAGACACUGGAAUCGUCAACCAAAGCUUUGAAAAGCACGUCUCAUAAAAUCGAGCAAGAUUUGAAGAAAGGAUUGAAGCAAGAGAAGGCUAUCCUGCGGCCUGUGAGAAAACACAUGUGGUUUGAGAAAUUCAUGUGGUUUAUCUCAUCCGAUGGGUAUCUGGUUCUAGGUGGACGAGAUGCUCAACAGAACGAGAUCCUCUACAAACGAUAUCUCCGGAAGGGUGACGUAUAUGUCCACGCUGACUUGGAUGGUGCCACAAGUGUUUUCAUUCGAAAUCACGAAUCAAGAGUUGAUGCGCCUAUACCACCAUCAACACUAUCGCAAGCCGGCAUACUUGCAGUAUCGUCAUCUUCUGCCUGGGAAUCGAAGGCUGGCAUGCCCGCAUGGUGGGCCAAUGCUGAUCAAGUCUCCAAAUCCGCGCCGACUGGAGAUUAUUUCAAACCUGGAAGCUUCGAUGUGCGAGGCAAGAAGAACUUUCUGCCUCCGGCACCCCUUCUUCUAGGAUUUGGCGUAAUGUUUCAUGUGAGCAACGAAAGUAAGGCCAACCACACGAAGUAUCGAGUGCAUGGCGGCGGAAGCGCUACUGGUACAGGUGCUAAGGGGCCUGAAAGCACUGUGAAUCCAACACAGCCUGAUAGUGACGAUGAAGAUAACCAACGUAAUGCGUCGGAAGAAGAUGAUGAAGAAAGCGAAGAAAACAAUGGCACAUCUACCGCCGAAUCCAGACAAAAUCCGCUACAGUUCACUGGAAGUCAGCCCAACCCUGACGUGUCACAAUCUCAGCAAAGUGUGGACACAACAACUUUGACUGGCUUGCAAGACCUAACUGUCGAUGACGAAAAGGCACCAACGACCCUCAAUGACGAUAACCAGAGAGCGAAAAACCAGCCAUCUCCUAUAGAAGUCGAUGAUACUAAACCAGAAGCUGGCGCAGAGUCUUCAUCAGAAGAAGGUGCAGCAACACCGUCUUCAACAUCCACAAAGCAAAAAGGCCAGGCCCCGCUGCCUCGAGGCAAGCGCAACAAACUCAAGAAGGCCUCUCGGAAAUACAAGCACCAAGACCUAGAAGACAAACUCGCAGCACAGGCUCUCACGGGAGCCACUGCAGGUGCCAAGAAAGCUGAGGCAGAAGCCGAAGCUAAGAGGGCCUUGGAGGCCGAAAGGGAGUUCAAUGAACAGCGCCGGAAGGCCCAACAUCAGCGCACCCAGCAAGAGAUAGCUAAGCAUGAGGAAGCGCGUAAGGCAAUGAUGGAAGCUGGCGAGGACAUUGUCGAUGAAGAGGCCGAUGAGGCUGAGAAAGCCGUGUCCCUCGAUACGCUAGUCGGCACGCCGCUUCCUGGCGAUGUCAUCCUGGAUGUCAUUCCUGUGUGUGCACCCUGGACGGCAGUGGGGAAGUAUAAGUAUAAGGUCAAGUUGCAACCGGGUCCCAUGAAGAAGGGCAAGGCGGUGAAGGAGAUCUUGUCAAAGUGGGGUGUGGAUUCUCUUGUGAAAGCGUAUGUGGAUGAAAACAGCAGUGAUGUGGAGAAGAUGUGGCCAAGAGAGGUCGAGCUUGUAAAGGGCUUGAAGGCGGAAGAGAUUGUGAAUGUGAUACCUGUAGGAAAGGUGGCCAUUAUGCUUGGUGGGGGUGCAUCUGGGGCGGCGCGGAAAGGAGGGGGUGCUGGGAAAGGGAAGGGAGGGAGAGGUAGUAAGAACCAGAAAUAA
Messenger RNA from Pseudogymnoascus destructans, 3262 nucleotides. RefSeq lists its product as uncharacterized. Gene Ontology annotation, molecular function: tRNA binding; ribosomal large subunit binding. The transcript is spliced from 3 exons. The coding region runs from base 44 to 3262 and encodes 1072 amino acids. The record is from RefSeq and is a predicted model, not a curated record. Lineage: Eukaryota; Fungi; Ascomycota; Leotiomycetes; Thelebolales; Thelebolaceae. Gene Ontology annotation, biological process: rescue of stalled cytosolic ribosome; ribosome-associated ubiquitin-dependent protein catabolic process. Gene Ontology annotation, cellular component: RQC complex.